AUGCUCUUCCCCGGGGACACCUCCUGCAACAUCACGGCCGGAAACUGCACCCGAGGCUUCGACCUGGACCCCGGACCCCCCGCGGGGAACCUCAGCGGCAGGAGGAACGCCACGGACCCGUUCGGACGCAACGAGGAGGUGGCCAAGCUCGAGAUCACCGUCCUGAGCCUGUCCUUCAUCGCCGCGGUGGUCGGGAACCUGUUCGUCCUGCUGGCCAUGCAACGGACCCGGAGGAAGCCCUCCCGCAUGCACCUGUUCAUGAAGCACCUGAGUCUGGCGGACCUGGUGGUCGCCUUCUUCCAGGUGCUGCCGCAGCUCUGCUGGGAGGUCACCUACCGCUUCUACGGGCCCGACGUCCUGUGCCGCAUCGUGAAGCACCUGCAGGUCCUGGGCAUGUUCGCCUCCACCUACAUGAUGGUGAUGAUGACCCUGGACCGCUACAUCGCCAUCUGCCACCCGCUGCAGACCCUCCAGAAGCCCACGCAGCGCGCCUACCUGAUGAUCGGCUCCACCUGGUUCCUCAGCCUGGUCCUCAGCAGCCCACAGUACCUGGUGUUCUCCCUGAGCGAGGUGCGAGCCGGCUCGGCCGUGUUCGACUGCUGGGGCCACUUCAUCCAGCCGUGGGGCGCGCGGGCCUACAUCACCUGGUUCACCGCCGGGAUCUUCCUCGUGCCCGUGCUCGUGCUCAUGCUCUGCUACGGGUUCAUCUGCAGAGCCAUCUGGCAGAACCUGAGGUUCAAGACCCGCAGGAAGAGCGUGGGGGCCGUGGUGGAGUCCACGAAGACCGGGAUCCUGGGCCCGAGCUCCGUCAGCAGCGUCAGCACCAUCUCCCGGGCCAAAUUACGCACGGUGAAGAUGACUUUCGUGAUCGUGGUGGCGUACGUGGUGUGUUGGGCGCCGUUCUUCACCGUGCAGAUGUGGUCCGUGUGGGAUGAGACCUUCUCCUGGGACGACUCUGAGAACACCAUCGUGACGCUGUCCGCUCUGCUGGCCAGCCUCAACAGCUGCUGCAACCCCUGGAUCUACAUGAUCUUCAGCGGACACCUGCUCUCGGACUUCGCCGGCAGCCUGCCGUGCUGCCGCCGGCUCAGGAGAAAGUUCAGCCACCAGGAUUCGGACAGCAGCAGCCGCCGGACCACGCUGCUGUCCCGCCUGCAGGGCCCGCGCCUUUCAGAGCCGUUCAGAGACUUGAAUUCCAACCCUGGGAAACACUGUCAGCAGGUCCCGUCCACAUCCUGA
Molecule: messenger RNA, 1239 nt
Organism: Limanda limanda (common dab)
Lineage: Eukaryota; Metazoa; Chordata; Actinopteri; Pleuronectiformes; Pleuronectidae
Product: arg8-vasotocin receptor-like
Exons: 2
Coding region: 1-1239 (412 amino acids)
Biological process (GO): regulation of systemic arterial blood pressure by vasopressin; positive regulation of vasoconstriction; G protein-coupled receptor signaling pathway
Cellular component (GO): membrane
Molecular function (GO): peptide binding; vasopressin receptor activity
Source: RefSeq, a predicted model, not a curated record